AUGGAGACAGAGUUUGUGGAGACAAUGUGUCAGCUGGAGCGCUUCUUCCCUCCAGCCCUUUUUGAUAUCAUGUUUCACCUUCCACUACAUUUAUCAAGAGAGGCACGGUUGGGAGGACCAGUUCACUUCCGAUGGAUGUAUCCCUUCGAAAGGUACAUGAAAACACUAAAGGCUUUUGUUAAGAAUUAUGCAAGGCCAGAAGCAUGUAUGGCUGAGGCGUAUUUAGCUGGAGAAUGUGUUGCAUUUUGUUUAGAGUUCCUUAAAGAAUCAGUACCAGUUCAAGAAGCAGUUAAUCGUAAUGAAGAUGUUGAGGCUGAUAGAAUGGUGGUUGAAGGCCGACCUCUGCAGAAGGGUAUAGAGAUUCAUUUAGACUCAAAAGAUAGUCAUUCUAAGGAGAUAAGGUGGUUGGCAUUUGGACCAAGAAAUGUUGCUUUAGCACAUAAAGGAUUCAUCAUCAAUGGCCAACGGUUUCAUACUGAUGCGGUCAAGCUGAAGACACAAAACAGUGGAGUAACUUAUGAAGCCUUUAGCAUGUGUAGAUCAAGUGCAAGAGAUAUGAGACAGGUCGCGGAUAUGAUUACAUACUAUGGAGUGAUAAAGGAGAUUUUGGUCAUCGACUAUCACAUGUUCAAAGUGCCACUCUUUAGAUGCAACUGGGCAAACACAGCGAAUGGUGUGAAGGAAGAAGAUGGCUUCACUCUUGUUAACCUUCAUAUGAACCAAGCAGCCUAUUUGAAAGAUCCAUUCAUUCUACCUUCUCAAGCGAAACAGGUUUUCUACUCUAGGGAGGAUGAUGCUUCAAAUUGGUAUGUUGUUAUGAGAGCACCACCUAGAGGUUAUCAUGAAUUGGAAACAGAAGAGGAUUUAGGUGGUGCUCCUUUACCUGUCCAAGAAGUUGAUGAUAUGGGUGAUGAUAUGGAUGAUGAUAGUGUAUAUGUUAGGGAUGAUUGUGAAAGUUUAUUAGUGGUAGAUUGA
Messenger RNA from Brassica oleracea var. oleracea, 975 nucleotides. RefSeq lists its product as uncharacterized. The record is from RefSeq and is a predicted model, not a curated record. Lineage: Eukaryota; Viridiplantae; Streptophyta; Magnoliopsida; Brassicales; Brassicaceae. The transcript has 3 exons. The coding region runs from base 1 to 975 and encodes 324 amino acids.